AUGAGAUUGCAACAAUUCUUUGUUCUGUUUCUUGUUUUUAUGAUGAGUCUUCUACUUAUCCCCGGACAGAGACCAGCUAAUUUGGCAAUGAGAAGAAAGUUGCACAGGUACAACUGCCUUCAGAGGAGAUGUAUGCCUCUCCAUUCACGAGUGCCCUUCCCCUGAGGACCUGUACAGGGUGUCCAACUGCCUACCUGGAAUCACCUCAGCUGCCCUGCAGAUACUCGAAGC
Mesoplodon densirostris (Blainville's beaked whale) is the source of this 231-nucleotide messenger RNA. RefSeq names its product apelin receptor early endogenous ligand (gene APELA). The transcript has 3 exons. Gene Ontology annotation, biological process: heart development; apelin receptor signaling pathway. The record is from RefSeq and is a predicted model, not a curated record. Lineage: Eukaryota; Metazoa; Chordata; Mammalia; Artiodactyla; Ziphiidae. Bases 1 to 165 code for a protein of 54 amino acids. Gene Ontology annotation, molecular function: apelin receptor binding.